GAGGUGGGUCAGUGAUUGAGCGCAGCUCCGCAAACAUCAACCUGAAUAGAGAAAUAAACAUGAGCGAGCACUGAACGCGCCUCUUUCAGUCUUUACAUUCAAUAGACGGCCAUUCAACCGGCCUUCAUUUCAUCUCCUUUUCGAUCCUCGACUAUCCUGCAAACUGUCUAAUCUGGAGGAGGACGGGGAGACUAGCAUGGCCAUGACGGGAGGCAUGGCAGCGCCACUCCCAAUGAGCAACCAUACACGAGAGAGAGUCACGGUGGCCAAACUCACGCUGGAGCACUUCUACAGCACCCUGCUCACCCAGCACGAGGAGAGGGAGACGAGGCAGAAGAAGCUGGAGAAGGUGAUGGAUGAGGAGGGGUUACCUGACGAAGAGAAGAGUAUGAGGCGCUCUCUUCAUGCUCGUAAGGAGACAGAGUUUCUGAGGCUUAAGAGGACCCGCCUGGGGCUCGAUGACUUUGAAUCCCUCAAAGUGAUCGGUAGAGGAGCAUUUGGAGAAGUGCGCCUAGUUCAAAAAAAGGACACGGGUCACAUUUAUGCCAUGAAGAUCCUCAGGAAAGCAGAUAUGUUGGAGAAAGAGCAGGUGGCACAUAUCCGGGCAGAGAGAGAUAUCCUGGUGGAGGCUGAUGGUGCGUGGGUAGUAAAGAUGUUCUACAGUUUCCAGGAUAAGCGCAAUCUUUAUCUCCUCAUGGAAUUUCUUCCUGGGGGAGAUAUGAUGACUCUGCUGAUGAAGAAAGACACUCUAUCUGAAGAGGCUACUCAGUUUUAUAUUGCAGAAACCAUCCUGGCCAUCGACUCCAUUCACCAGCUGGGCUUCAUUCAUAGGGACAUCAAACCUGACAAUCUGCUCCUCGAUUCACGGGGCCAUGUCAAACUGUCUGACUUUGGCCUGUGCACUGGCCUAAAGAAGGCCCAUCGGACUGAAUUUUACAGGAACCUGACACACAAUCCUCCUAGUGAUUUUUCAUUUCAGAACAUGAACUCAAAACGUAAGGCAGAAACGUGGAAAAAGAACCGAAGGCAGCUGGCAUAUUCAACCGUGGGCACACCGGACUACAUCGCCCCUGAGGUAUUCAUGCAGACGGGUUACAACAAGCUGUGUGACUGGUGGUCUCUUGGAGUGAUAAUGUACGAGAUGCUGAUAGGCUACCCACCCUUCUGUUCCGAGACGCCACAGGAAACUUACAGGAAAGUCAUGAACUGGCGAGAAACACUGACCUUCCCUCCCGAAGUCCCCAUUUCAGAGAGAUCCAAAGACCUGAUCCUUAGGUUUUGCACAGAUGCAGAAAACAGGAUCGGAUCAGGAAGUGUGGAUGAAAUAAAAUCUCACCUUUUCUUUGAGUCUGUGGACUGGGAGCACAUUAGAGAAAGACCUGCUGCUAUUUCAAUUGACAUCAAGAGCAUUGAUGAUACGUCCAAUUUUGACGACUUUCCAGAGUCAGACAUUCUACAACCAGUUUGUAUGCGAGCAUCAGUUAGGAAUGACGCUGAUCUGAUGUCUGUGAGCUGUACAUUCAAGGCAGAUUUAAAAUUGACAAAUGUAACCGAACCAGACUUUAAGUCCAAGGACUGGGUUUUCCUCAACUACACCUACAAGCGGUUUGAAGGACUGACUCAGCGUGGAACCAUCCCAACCUACAUGAAGGCAGGCAAGGCAUGAAACGGGCAAC
Molecule: messenger RNA, 1676 nt
Organism: Paramisgurnus dabryanus
Lineage: Eukaryota; Metazoa; Chordata; Actinopteri; Cypriniformes; Cobitidae
Source: RefSeq, a predicted model, not a curated record